AUGCCAACGAUUGUCAUUGUCCCGGGAGCCUGGAGCCCGCCACAUUUCUACUCCCAGCUCCAAGAGCAUUUUACAUCCAAAAAUGUCAAUGCGAAAGUUAUUCCUCAUGUGGCAACGGGCGCCGAGCCCCUAACAAGACCCUGGACGACGACGUCUCCAACCUGCAUACCGCACUGGCCGAGCUAUCCGAUGCCGGAGAAGACAUCAUCCUCGUGGCCCAUUCCUAUGGCGGACUUGUCAGUUCCAGCGCCGUCAAGGGACCCGAGAAACAUGAACGCCAAAAGAACGGCCACGCAGGCGGAGUCGUGA
Molecule: messenger RNA, 309 nt
Organism: Aspergillus melleus
Lineage: Eukaryota; Fungi; Ascomycota; Eurotiomycetes; Eurotiales; Aspergillaceae
Exons: 1
Coding region: 1-309 (102 amino acids)
Source: RefSeq, a predicted model, not a curated record